This is a messenger RNA of Alligator sinensis (Chinese alligator), 2999 nucleotides long. It is a transcript of the gene WEE2, whose product is annotated as WEE1 homolog 2. Gene Ontology annotation, biological process: regulation of meiosis I; protein phosphorylation; mitotic cell cycle. The coding region runs from base 93 to 1808 and encodes 571 amino acids. The record is from RefSeq and is a predicted model, not a curated record. Gene Ontology annotation, molecular function: magnesium ion binding; ATP binding; non-membrane spanning protein tyrosine kinase activity. Gene Ontology annotation, cellular component: nucleus. NCBI's taxonomy places the organism in Eukaryota, Metazoa, Chordata, Crocodylia, Alligatoridae. The transcript has 12 exons.
GUGAGAAUGUGCUGGGGUGGUCAUUAUCUUGUUUCAUAAGUAGUGCAAUAUUCUGCCUUUGAGUUGCAGGUUAUGGCUGGGAUGUGUUUACAAUGGGUGACUGGGACAACAGGGAUGAAAUUAUUCAGAAAUUGGAUUUUUCCAGUUGUGGAGAAGAGAAUGAGGUGGGAGAAGACAGCAGUAUACAAGAGAAGGACUCCCAGAAUUCAAGCCCCGAGAAGAAUUGGGACUUUCAGAGCUGGAGUGUUACCAGUCCAUUCCCAGUCACCCCCCAUAGAAAAUUAACUAACCUGUCUCUGACUGAGACAAAAUUGUGGGGGAGUCCUGCAAUGAAAUCUGCCCCAUGUGAGACACCCAAUGCUAGUCUGGCUUGGGAGACUUCUGCAACUCCACUACAUUAUAUGACCUGGAAAAACCUGCAGCUCUAUGAUACCCCUCAUACACCCAAGAGUCUAUUAACAAAGACUGCUUUUCCUUCACCUGGAGGAAAGUUCCCUUCCAAAGGACCCCGGCACUUGAGAUUUACUCCUGGUGUGGAUCCAGAUGAGACUGCCCAGACUUCACUAGUCAACAUUAAUCCCUUUACACCAGAGUCCUAUCGACAGAUGCUCUUGCUUCCUAAUGGCAAGAGGAAGGCCAGAGGAGAGCUGGGAGAUACCAGCUUAAGAGGUGCCAAGGUAGAGCAAGGGCUGUCUGCCAAGAGAUUACCCUUGAAAGCAAGCAACAUGGUUUCCCGUUACAAGAAGGAAUUUCUGGAGUUGGAAAAAAUUGGGGUAGGAGAAUUUGGCUCUGUCUACAAGUGCAUCAAACGGCUUGAUGGUUGUGUCUAUGCUAUCAAGCGCUCAAAGAAGCCUCUGGCAGGAUCCUCAGAUGAGCAAAUGGCAUUGCGGGAAGUCUAUGCCCAUGCUGUGCUUGGACACCACCCCCAUGUGGUAUGUUACUACUCUGCUUGGGCAGAAGACGAUCACAUGAUCAUCCAAAAUGAACACUGCAAUGGUGGAAGUCUUCAAGAUGUGCUGCUGGAAAAAGCAAAAACUAGACAAUAUUUCCAAGAAGUGGAGCUAAAAGAAAUCCUGUUGCAAGUCUCCAUGGGGCUAAAGUACAUACAUAGCUCUGGCCUGGUACACUUGGACAUCAAACCUAGUAACAUUUUCAUCUGUCACAAGCUGACUGAAUCAUCAACUGCCAAUCAGGAAGACAGUGAUGGUGAAGAUGAUGGUUUCUCUUCUAAUGUGGUAUAUAAAAUUGGUGACCUUGGCCAUGUAACAUCAAUUACUAAUCCUCAAGUGGAGGAAGGAGACAGCCGGUUUCUGGCCAGUGAGAUUUUGCAAGAGCAAUAUUGCUAUCUGCCAAAAGCGGACAUCUUUGCCCUUGCCUUAACAAUAGCUCUGGCAGCAGGGGCUGAACCCCUACCUUGCAAUGAUACCAUGUGGCACCACAUCCGGAAAGGCAACCUUCCAUUAAUCCCUCAGAAGCUCUCGCGUGGCUUUCUUGAACUGCUUGUGCUCAUGAUUCACCCUGACCCAGUUACAAGGCCAUCUGCCACGGCUCUUACUAAGCAUCCAAUUCUCCGUCCCUCUCUUGGAAAAGCUGCGCAGCUCCAGAAGCAGCUAAACGUGGAGAAGUUUAAAACUGCCAUGCUGGAAAGGGAACUGAGAGCAGCACGUCUUGCUCAGACCUUCAGGAAGGAGCAAUCUUUAGGAUGUGCCAGACUAAAAGAGUGCGAAACUGCCUCCAGAGAGAGAAACAAGCGCUUGGUGGGAGGGAAGAAUUGUCACUCGCUCAGUUUUACAUGGGGAGGUUACUAAAAACCUCAGGUUACUGAACAUUGCUAUGAAAGCAGAAGGUCCACAUGAACAAACACACCCUGCUAACACUCCUGUAGUAUUUCUUGCUGACCCCAUUGCUCACAGGAGAUUUAUGCUGUCAUAGUUGGAGAAGUGACCCAUUUGUUUCCUUCUGUGUGCAACUUAACUGCAAUGCCUGCAGUGUUGUCCCUUUUGAACUAGUUGCUUCUGGUACAAGUGGGUAUCUUGAUUUUGCAAUCUCAGAGCCUUACAGGUCUAGAAUACAGAGCAAAAGAUAGAAAUUCCCUGCUACUUACUUUCUAUAGCCUCCUAUGUCCAGCAAAACUAUCUUGAAAGACCUUUCCUGUGGCCUAGUACUUGGAGGGCCAAAAUAUCAAUGUAAAUGGGUAUUGGUUGUAUAAGUAGGAGAGAGCAUCUUGAGGUCUGGGUGAACAAUAAACAUGGCCUGUUGGAGCUGAGGGGGUUCAGCAUACUACCCAGUCAAAAUAUGUUUUUAGCUUGGAGACAAACUUGUCCCUAAAAUGUUCAGAGGGACUAGGGAUCUGUGUGGAAUUAAAUAAGUGGCAUUCCACUGAGGGGAGAAAGAGGCAAAGCAACACAACUUAUUUUAGUUUCAUCUGAACUAGGGCUACUUUUCCUGCAGAAUUUAAAGAAACUUUUUUUUCUUUGCACAAAGUUUAAGUACUGCACAGUUCAGUUGCCAGCCCCAGGAAUCUCAUCUUUGUUCUUAUCUGUGAGGGUUUCUAGACCAAUAUGGAACAGCUGAUAUACAUUUUUAAUGUUCCAAUGGGUGGGUCUCUCUAGCCACUUUCCCUUCUGCUGAGUUAGAACAACUGCCUAACUGCAAGAUUUGGAUUUUCAACUAAGUGGAGAGGAAAAUGCAAAUAACUUUUAGAAUCUUCAGUUUUGGGAACUGUGUAUGUACAGUGUCUAAAUAUUAAAAAUAAAAUUUAAUCUUAUCCCCUUGAUAAGUGUAACUUCCUCAUAUUUCUUACUAGAUAUCUUCCUGUCCAAAUCCCAGGGAGUUUGAGCACUGACUAGGGCAGUAGAAUAUGGAAAAGAAAAUUCUUAGCCCUCAACAAUUUUAACUACUUUUAAAUCUUAUGGAAUUUUAAAACCCAAUGCUGUCUGGCAGCCAGAAGUGAAUAUAAGCUGUUGAGUCCUUGCCCCUUCAUUCUGAAAAUGGAACAU